AUGCCAACUCCUCAGAUCAUGGCCGUCCAGCCUCUUAGUGCCGUGCUCGAAGAAAGCCAAGCUCGGACGCAUUGCGCAAGAUGCUUCGAGAGCAUGGACAAUCAACACAGCGGUGGCAGAGGCAGUCGAUGUUCCGCGUGUAGCAGAAUCUGUUACUGCUCACGAAAGUGUCAGAAGGCCGACUGGAGGGAGCACCGUCCGGAGUGUAAGGCGUGGGCCUCGAACAGUUCAGCGCGUACACCGACGCGCACCCUCCGUCUGGCGGGGCGGAUCUUGAACGCGAUCAACCGCUCCGACAACAGCAACACCGGCAGUAUGGGUACGGUGAACGGAGGCGAGGACGACGGCAGUAGUCACGCGCCAAGCGUACGAGAGGCCGUCGACGAACUCGUGCACCACAACGAUGACAGAUCACCGGAGCAGAAGGAAGAGUAUAUGCUCAUGGCCAAUUUCGUGGCUCGCCUCUGCUUGGCCGGCUGUGGCGAUAGCAAGAAGGGGUCGGCCUUGCUCUGGCCUUCGGCCCAAGGUCGUGGCCUACCCGGGUUGGUCGACGCAGCGUACGCUGUCCUGGGCAAGUUAUCAUGCAACGUAUUUUCCAUCGCGGAGAGUGCACUCAACGGCGAGGUUGGCUGUGGGCUGUACCUUGAAGCGGCGGCAGCAAAUCACUCCUGCAAUCCCAAUGCGGCGCAGUCCUUCUCCGGGAAGACGCUGUCGCUGCGCUGCACCCGCCCCAUCCGGAAAGGCGAGGAAAUCACGAUUGGUAUCACGCAGAUUCAAAAGCCUGGACCCGCUCGGAGGGAGUCGCUUCGGAAGACCUACUUUUUCGAAUGUCGAUGCGAGAGGUGUGAGUCACCAGAAGGACGUGCCGAGGAUAUGCGACUGGAGGCGUUUGCGUGUCCUGACAGUGAGUGUUCGGGGUUCUGCCUUGCUCCGAAGAAGCGCGGCCGUGCGUUGGGAGAAAGCAGCAAAAGCUUCAGGCAGGAGAAAAGUGCAUCACCGUCAUCGUGUCAAAGCUUCAACUUUCCACAAGAAGAGUGCAACCUGGAACCAAGCGAAGAACAAGAAGCGGCGGGGUUAAAGCUGAGCUCGUUGCAUUCUCCCUUGUCUGAGGUUGUGGCUGGACUUGAGACUGAGCGGGAAGGUUCUGCGCGCUUAACAUGCGAUGCAUGUGGGGCAAGUUCUCGUCCAGUGGAGGAGGCUCGGGCAGAACUAGCGGACAUUCAAGAGCUACUCAAUAGAGUAAAAGGUUUCGGGAAUGAGGGUCAGGCGUUACCGGCGAGACGGUGUCUAGAGCAGGCUCUCGGAAAAGCGGCCUCUUCGUUGCACCGCGCAAAUUGGAUGCUCUCCGAGAUCUACGGUCUCCUUGCGAGCGUUUGCGUGGAGCUGCAGGACUUCGACGCAGCCGCGACGUAUGCGAGCGACGGCAUGGAUGCGUCCCGUGCCUGCCUGUCCGGCUUGAUGCCGUACUUCGAACCUUGGGGUUGCAACUCGGCCAUCACAGGCAAGCUCCUUCUGUACGUGCGACGACAGCCCGAGAAGGCGAUGCCUCUCUUACUAGAGGCCGAGGCUAGCAUCAAAGUCACGCACGGAGACCAGCAUUCGCUCUAUCGGGAGGUCCGAGGCAUGCUAGAUCAAGCCAAGGCCGAAAGUGGGCAAAGUACGGGUUACUAA
This is a messenger RNA of Ectocarpus siliculosus, 1671 nucleotides long. NCBI's taxonomy places the organism in Eukaryota, Phaeophyceae, Ectocarpales, Ectocarpaceae. The record is from the annotation of a GenBank genome assembly.